Chlamydomonas reinhardtii is the source of this 1896-nucleotide messenger RNA. RefSeq lists its product as uncharacterized. The transcript is spliced from 6 exons. Lineage: Eukaryota; Viridiplantae; Chlorophyta; Chlorophyceae; Chlamydomonadales; Chlamydomonadaceae. Gene Ontology annotation, biological process: nitrite transport; transmembrane transport. Bases 73 to 1083 code for a protein of 336 amino acids. Gene Ontology annotation, molecular function: high-affinity secondary active nitrite transmembrane transporter activity. The record is from RefSeq and is a predicted model, not a curated record. Gene Ontology annotation, cellular component: membrane.
GUACUGGCAAUAGUCCAGGCUAUAACGCAACGAUUCAGGGCUAGACGCACAGUCGAGUUUAGACGCGCAAAGAUGCAGACCACUAUGACUCGCCCUUGCCUUGCCCAGCCCGUGCUGCGAUCUCGUGUGCUCCGGUCGCCUAUGCGGGUGGUUGCAGCGAGCGCUCCUACCGCGGUGACGACAGUCGUGACCUCGAAUGGAAAUGGCAACGGUCAUUUCCAAGCUGCUACUACGCCCGUGCCCCCUACUCCCGCUCCCGUCGCUGUUUCCGCGCCUGUGCGCGCUGUGUCGGUGCUGACUCCUCCUCAAGUGUAUGAGAACGCCAUUAAUGUUGGCGCCUACAAGGCCGGGCUAACGCCUCUGGCAACGUUUGUCCAGGGCAUCCAAGCCGGUGCCUACAUUGCGUUCGGCGCCUUCCUCGCCAUCUCCGUGGGAGGCAACAUCCCCGGCGUCGCCGCCGCCAACCCCGGCCUGGCCAAGCUGCUAUUUGCUCUGGUGUUCCCCGUGGGUCUGUCCAUGGUGACCAACUGCGGCGCCGAGCUGUUCACGGGCAACACCAUGAUGCUCACAUGCGCGCUCAUCGAGAAGAAGGCCACUUGGGGGCAGCUUCUGAAGAACUGGAGCGUGUCCUACUUCGGCAACUUCGUGGGCUCCAUCGCCAUGGUCGCCGCCGUGGUGGCCACCGGCUGCCUGACCACCAACACCCUGCCUGUGCAGAUGGCCACCCUCAAGGCCAACCUGGGCUUCACCGAGGUGCUGUCGCGCUCCAUCCUGUGCAACUGGCUGGUGUGCUGCGCCGUGUGGUCCGCCUCCGCCGCCACCUCGCUGCCCGGCCGCAUCCUGGCGCUGUGGCCCUGCAUCACCGCCUUCGUGGCCAUCGGCCUGGAGCACUCCGUCGCCAACAUGUUCGUGAUUCCUCUGGGCAUGAUGCUGGGCGCUGAGGUCACGUGGAGCCAGUUCUUUUUCAACAACCUGAUCCCCGUCACCCUGGGCAACACCAUUGCUGGCGUUCUCAUGAUGGCCAUCGCCUACUCCAUCUCGUUCGGCUCCCUCGGCAAGUCCGCCAAGCCCGCCACCGCGUAAGCCAGCUGCCGAAAGGCGGCUACAAGCUUCGCCGGUUAAGAUGGCUGUAGCAUAGCGGCGCUGCCGGCCGCAGGCUGUGGCGGCUGGCGGCUGCGCCGGUGUACGCGAGGUGAUGCCGAGUGAAGUGAGGCGUUUCGCGGGGUGUUGCAGGUGUCUUGUUGUGGGUGUGAUUUUUCGUCGUAUUCACAGCUUCUGCCGGGCCUGCUGCAUAACCUGCGGCGCGCCAGGGCGGGGUUGGGCACGCAGCCCGCUCUGCGAAGAAGAGUUUUGUUGCGGGUCACAAGAGAGACAUAAGAAUGAUGCAAGCUGUGGGCACUUUAUUUUACUGGUCUGAGUGUGUUAUGCAUCGUGCGGGGAAGUGAAGGUCGGCGUCAGCAAGCUCUUUACGCACACGCACAGGGUGUGCUCAUGUGGUUUGAUUGUGUGAGAUUUGAUAACGGCAGGACCUCAACACGCACUGCGGAACCGUACAUACAGAGGAGAGAACGCAGGUGCGGCACUGCACACUUUGCAGGCCCACCCAAGUAGGUAGGCAGCACAGAUUACACAGCACACUGGUGCUUGGCGUAGUGGGAAUGACAUGGGAUAGGAGUAGUUGGGUAGACACACUAAUAGCUGAGUUGGCACUGAUAUCAGACGCAUGAGGCGUCGAAGUUGAGGCAGGUUGAGAGCUCGCGAAGAUGAGACAUACACAAUCUUCAGCAGGUUAAAGAGUAGGGUUUGCUGCUCGACACAGUAUCGGGGCACGACUCAUGGCAACAACUGGUCAGGGACUGCGAGAGUCCCCGCGCUCCAGUGUAAACCGAUGCACGU